UGGCGUCGGUCGCGUAUCGCAUUUCUGUAUUUUAUUGAACACUGAAUUAUUUCUGUUUCUUCUUGAGGCGUUCGUUUGGAUAGAACAAUAACCAAAACAACAACUUCAUUGAUUUCAUAGCUGGUUGAGUUUCUUGUAAUAAAAAAUCGCAAUGGCCAACCGAAGACCGCCGCAAGGACGUCGCAUGGACUUCUCUCGAAAUGAUCGUGGGAAGAGCUUCCGUCCAGGCGUAUCACCAUGGCAGGGUGGAGCUCCAGGCUCCGAUAUUCCCAACUUACUGCCGCUUGCCGGCGGAUCAACUGAAGCAACCCUUGCUUUAGCGAGCAACAUCAUUAAUCUCCUCCAACCGAGGCAGAAUCCUGUUCCGUCUCUGUUAGAUAUGCCCAUACGACGUGAUUUCGGCCCUUCUAUGGGACGUUACGAUCGCGGAUAUGGGCCCAAUCGGAUGGGCAAUCAGAGUAAUUUCCGGCGUUCGGGAAAUUACAAUCGCGCUGGUGAGCGUAUCAACAGCAAUCGUAAACCCUUCAGGCCCCAUGAUGGGCAAAGGCAACAAAACAAGAGUUCCCCGAAAAAGGAGGCCGAUUCUAAAAGUAAAUCCAAGGAGAGUGAGCAAGACAAGAAAGACUCUGACUCCACGGAGAAGUCAGAUAACAAGCAAGACGACAAGAAGGAGCCACAGAAGACUCGCUAUGAUGACAUCAACCCCCAACUGCUGAAGUGCCACAUAUGCAACAAGAGCAUGUGGGAUGGACGCUCGUUUGAGAACCACUUGAGUGGACGGGCCCAUGCCAUCAUGAUGCAGAAGACUGCGGAGAGCUAUGCACUCACUGCGGACACUAUGAGACAGGAGUUUAAGAUCCGCGAAAUGAAGCGCACGCGCAAAACGGGCCAGCAACAAGUCCGCGACUUCUAUUGCGCAAUGUGUGACAUGUAUGCAGCAGACGGCUCAGCUCACCGCACAACCGUGGGCCAUCGCAAGCUGAAGAAGUACUUGCAUCCAACUUGCACGUCCUGUCACAAGGAAAUGCCAACGAGGAUCGAGUUAGAUGAGCACAGGCUCACUCCGGAGCACUUGGGCAUGAUGCAGGAUAAGCAAGAGGUGGUGGGCAAGCCGAAGCCGGAAGUGAUGGUAAUAUCAACUCUGCAUACUGAACAACUGUACUUGCGCGACGACAGACAGCGUUUCAAGAGGCACGAUGACAAGGAAAGGGAAAAGAGGGAAAAGGAUGGAGAUAAGGAUAAGGAAGGCGAAGAGAAAGAAGCCGAUGGUUCUGAAGAGCCGAAGGAAGGGGAAGCUGAAAAGGAACAGGUGGACAAGGAAGACACCAUAAUUGACUUCAAGGAGGACGAUGAUCUGACCAAUGUCAGCAGCGAUAGGUUCCCGGAGUAUAGCACGGAGCGCGGCGUCGGGCGCUCGUUCCUGCGGCCGUUCAGCUGCGUGCAGUGCGCGCUGUGCCGCAAGCUGCUGGACACGCGCGAGACGGCCGAGCUGCACCUGCGCACGUGGCGCCACCACCAGCUGUUCGUGCGCGCGCUGCACGACCGCGCCGGCAAGGAGACGACCGCAGAAACCACGAAACGUCCUCACAACAGCGAAGAGUCGGGCAAUUGGAAACGGCGCAAGACAUCGCCCGAGUUGGACGAGGAUGAUCACGCUGAGAACGGACAUGAGGCUAAGGAAGAAGAACCAACACCGGUGGUGAAGCAAGAAGAACAGUCGAAGCAAGAGGAGCCGAAGAAAGAUGGCGAGACUGAGUUACCUGCAGCCGACGAGCUUGAAGAUUGGGAGCAGUCGGUAGAUGAGAUACUGCGGGAGGUUAAGAAGGAAGCGCCAGAACCGGAGCAACAAGCAGAGCAAGCGCAACCGAAAGUCGAGCCGAAGACGCCAGAGACGAAGCAAGACGAACAAACGAACACGCAAGAGAACAAGGAACAGAGUAGCGAUGCAGCUGAGAACAAAAACACUAACAAUGCAAAAAACACGCCGCGCUCGUCGCCCAGAGGCCGCGGGAGAGGAAGACCUAGACGCUUCUAAAUAUGUAUGCUAAAUAAUAAACGAGAAAAACAAUAAAGUAUAUGAACAGUCGAUUAUUUUAAUGUAUAUGGGCGAGGCAAAGUUUAGAAGCUGCUUUUUUUUGUUUGUUAUAAAAUUUCGAUAUGGUUUUUGAUGACAAAAUAUAGUCAUUCUUUUGCGAAUAUCGGUUAUAAAGUUCGUAUAUGUAAUACAGAAUUAAUAAAAUUGUUGGUUGUACAAUUUACAACGACACGUACGUACAAAUCAGACUUCGACGAGAAGUUUCUAAAUUUCUUGUCGGCGUCUUCAUAAAUUCAUCAGAUUAAAUUAAAAAUAUACAAUUAUACAUAUUCGUUAUAAUAGUUGAAGUAUAGUUAAAAAUAAAAUAAAAUUGUUAAAGUAACUGCCUGACGACUGGCUUUAAUAUCAAAACAUUGUUUUUAUCCUUAAAAAUAUUUAGACAACAUAAAAUUUAUUUGAACACGGGGAGAACGCGCAAAAACAAUCCGACUAUUUCAAAUGUAAUAAAAUAAAUUGUAAAACCACAUAUAGAAAAUCUAUUGUGUCGUGGUCUCAUUGGGCCGCUCGGUGGUCAAGAAUUAAAAAUUGCAUAAAUUAAAUUGACUAUAAAUAGAAGUAGUAUAUCGCAUAAUAAUAAAAUAUAGAAAUACAACUAGUAGCUAGAUUUAGAUAAUAAAUAUUUGCUGAAAUAGAUCUUACAUCAAAAUACGUAAAAGAAUAAUAGAUUAUAAAUUAUUAGAAAAAUUCCACAAAUAUUGUUUUAUACAAAGAAUAGUUUGGAUUUGAUUGAAUUUAAAAAUUAUAAAAGAAUAAAAAAUAGGAAAAGUUAUGAUUAAGCAUUGAGUUACUAUGUACUACGUACUAGAGAGGACAUCGCUACUACACUAUUUGUAACACGAGUUAGAGUCAAUCGUCUCAAACCAUGUUUUUUUUUUUUUGUUACAUUGAUUGGUUUUAAUUGAUAAGUUUAUUCAUAUUUUUUUAAAUAAGAUAAACAAUAUUUAUUUCUUACAUUGAUUGGUUUGAAUUUAUAAGUUUAGAGGCAGAAUAUCUACAAAGUGUAUGACUCACUAGCCGCCGCGCUUGUCGCACAAAUUUUGUUCGACGUGUCCUCUCUAUACGUAGUAAUAACACCUCAAUGUGAUUAAGCUCAUAAUUUAGCAAAAGAUAGAUGUAAGCAAUUACAGAUUGAAAUAGACUAGAUAAUCAAUACAGUAAAAAUGUAGUAAAUACGUAAUAAACAUAUUAUUGUUUUUAGAUACCAAUACGUAAAUUAUUAUGUUAUGUUUAAUGUAAAAAUUCUGUAAAUGUACAGUAUAAUAUUCAACACUGAAUAAAUGUACAAUUUAUUUAUUGGUUAUAUUAAAAUAUGUCUCACACUUUCUUAUGUAAUAUAAGCUAAGAGUGAGAUAGAAAACUAUAAUUUGAUUGGACAAAGAAAAUUAUUUUUAUUAGGGUCAUAAAAUGUAUAUUAAGGUUUUGUAGUAUUUCAAUACAAUGCUAAAGUAAUUUUCUUUAUAUAUUAUAAAUAGUAAAAAUAGUUUCGUUUUGUUGAAAAUCUCUUUUUUAUUUCGUCUCUAAAGAUAGAAAAUAGAUUUUCAACCAAAUAAAUGACAUGGUAUAAAUCUUGAUGAAUAAUCAAGUGGUAAUAUAGAAAAACUAUAAAAUAUAUAUAGGUACCUACCUACCUAUUCAGAAAAAUUUUUAACUCAAAAAAACCAAAAGGUUGAAUUUCAAACUAAUGUGAAAGUUUGAAUUUAAAAAUAUGUACUACUAAAAAGAAAAUCCAUACUAAUAUUAUAAAUGCGAAAGUAACUCUGUCUGCCUGUCUGUCUGUUACUCAAUCACGCCUAAACUACUGAACCAAUUUGCAUGAAAUUUGGUAUGGAGAUAUUUUGAUGCCCGAGAAAGGACAUAGGCUACUUUUUAUUGCGAAAUAUGUACCACGGACGAAGCCGGGGCGGAGCGCUAGUAUACAAAUAAUUACUGCCUUUUUUAGGUGCAAAAUAAAAUGCCUAACAACUCAUCAAGAUUUAUACCAAAUUUUGUAUUGUUACUGGUAUCUUUCAUAUAGAUUAGAGUUUAUUACUCUAUCUUUUUUCUCUAGUAAUUAUGGUAUGUAAGUCUCGUGGGACAAAGGUGGCUUGAUUAUAAUAAUGCGAUAAUUGAAGUAUGACUGUAACUCGAAGCUUGAAUAGAUUGUAGUUAUAUUAUACAAUUUCUCUUUUUCUUACAAUAAAUAUUUACUAUGAAA
Messenger RNA from Colias croceus (clouded yellow), 4289 nucleotides. It is a transcript of the gene Pep, whose product is annotated as zinc finger protein on ecdysone puffs-like. The transcript has 11 exons. The record is from RefSeq and is a predicted model, not a curated record. Gene Ontology annotation, cellular component: nucleus. The coding region runs from base 152 to 2035 and encodes 627 amino acids. Lineage: Eukaryota; Metazoa; Arthropoda; Insecta; Lepidoptera; Pieridae.